AUGAACAACUUUUCUCGAGUGUUUACUAAAAACAUUAAUCAAGCGGUUCAGUUUGCAUCUGAGAAAUUUGGAACCGCGGAGGAUAUAACUGACCUACCUAAAGAGUAUAAAUUACUUGAGCUGCGCGUAGAUGCUCUUCGAACCAUUCAUGAAGAUUUGCUAAGGGUUACUCGGAUUCAUACAAAUCCAUCAUAUGAUUAUCCUGUACAACUUCAAGAAACUGUAAAAGAGCUUUCGCGUAGUGUUGGUGAUCAAUUGAAAAUUCUAACUUCGUCUCCCGCUGAUAGGAUAGCUGAAACACGAGCAGCAGAAACUUUACCACCACAACCAAAAACAUAUCAUCACGCUCUAGCACGGACCUCGGCACAAGGCGCGAAUCUCUUGGGUAAUGGAGAUCCUCUUGGGGCGGCAUUGAUUAAAUAUGCGGCCGUACAAGAACGUAUCGGAGAACAUAGAAUUAAGAUGGAUUCCGAGAUCACUCAGAAAUUUGUUCAUCCUUUCAAUACAACACUUAAUAAUAAUAUUCAAAUUGCUAUGAGGGCAAGAAGAAAUGUUAAUUCAACACGUUUGGCACUUGAUGCUGCAAAGAGAAGACAAAAGACUGCUCAAGGAGAAAGGUCAGAAGCGUUAAGAUUAGAAGUUGAGCAGACAGAAGAUCAAUUUGUAGCUGCUGUCGAGGAAGCGACUACAAAAAUGAAAUCUGUACUUGAAACGCCUGAAGCCCUUCGAAAUCUUUCAGACUUGGUGUCAGCUCAAUUGGCGUUUUAUGAAGAAGCUUAUAAAACACUUGCUGAUCUUGCACCAGAAAUUGAUGAAAUGCAAGUGACACAAGAAGCUUUGUAUAGGUUAUCAAAUCCGCUUACAACUUAUGGUUUGUUUCAGCAAUGUGUAACAUUUAAAGGAGAAACGAAAUGUACGGAAUUCCCUUCAGAAGAAAAUGAUGAUUGCGCGGAGGAAGGAUUUUGUGAAGAAUGGUUUAAAAUUAGAUAUUAUAUGAUACUUGCAGCUGUAAUUGGAGGAAUUAAUUUGAUUUUUUGUAUGUUUAUAUUAUUAAGCCGUAAAUUUCAUAAUGAACAUGCUUGGAAAGUUGUUUUUGCUUUAACUUUAUUUUCUUCACUUGUUCAAAUGUCUUCAGUUGAAUCAGUUGAUGAAAUUGCUCCUCAUUUCGGAGAACAUGUUGAAAAUGAUAUAAGUUAUUAUCUUGCUAGUUAUUCUUCUUUUUAUAAUUUUCUAUUAGCUUGUCUUUUGUUCGUGGUUGGUUUGACAUAUAACCCUUCAUAUGAGCGCAUAAAUUAG
Molecule: messenger RNA, 1296 nt
Organism: Funneliformis caledonium
Lineage: Eukaryota; Fungi; Glomeromycota; Glomeromycetes; Glomerales; Glomeraceae
Source: the annotation of a GenBank genome assembly